UUGGAAUUGGACAUGGCUGCGGCGUACCUAUGUUGUUCUUAUGCUUGAAAAAUUGUUGUGAAUAAUAAUAAUAGAUCCUGUUUUUAAUAAUGGGUGCAUCCACUAAAUUCAUAUCUGAUUAUUGUAAAACGUGGGAAAAAUCGGGACGAGAUCAAUUUAUAAAAUCAAUUACACAAUACGUAAAAGAUGAGGGAAAGACGCCCUUAUUUUCAAAAUCCGGAAAACUAUCUGGAUUAUCUCAAAACAUUUAUGAUUUGUUAUCAUGUGGUCUUCGUGGCCUUUUGAAGAAGGAUUCUGUUAUUUCUGUAUUGAAGGAUAUAAUUGUUUCGCAUGCUGACUUACCAUCCAUAUUAUUAGAUGUAGUUUGCAUACUCGAUUCAGAAACAUCUAUGGAUAUUCAUAGCGAAGAGCGAAGUAACUUUUGUUAUUUAGUAAGAGAGUUGGAAUCAAUUAUAUCUGAUAAAUUAUUAAAGGAGCGUUUAGAAAUUGAUACAUUACAAGAUGUUGGUACCUUGAAAAAUAAAAACUUUUAUACAAAAUUUAUUAAAAUCAAAACUAAGUUGUAUUAUAAGCAACGUAAGUUCAACUUAUUUAGAGAAGAAAGUGAAGGAUACUCAAAGCUAAUUGUGGAAUUAAAUCAGGAAAUAUCUGAAAACACUGACUGGAAGACUAUACUUGAAAUUAUUCAGUCCCUUAUAGGUUGCUUCAACUUGGAUCCUAACAGAGUUCUAGACAUUAUUUUAGAAUCUUUUGAGGCACGUCCAAACUUAGAUAAAUUAUUUAUUUCACUAAUAAAGAAUUACAUGGGGGAUCCUCAAGUGAUUUCUGAAGUAUUAGGUUUUAAAUUAGGUAACAUGGAAGUCUUAGAAAGUUAUAAAGAACCACCUGCUCUUAUGACUGUGAUAGCUUUACUUUUACAAAAUGAAGUUAUAUCAUUAGAUGACAUUUAUCCGUGGUUACGUCCAGAUGACACGCUUAUGGCCAAAGAAGCUGACAAAGAAUUAAAAGCUAUUCAAGAUUAUAUUCGGAAACUAAAUAUUGUUUCUACUAAAGGGCCUCAAAGUAAUGCACCAGCUGAAUUUAUUGAAGAAAAAGCUGAUCCCCAGGAAUACUGGAACAAUCAAAAACUAGUGCUCUGUGAAGCACUUUUGAACGUAACGGCUUGGAAAGAGUUUGCUGCACUAUCAGCUCGACUACCGACUACAAGUGGUGCACAACGCCCAGCUAUUGCCCUUUGCAAUAUGCUACAUGCUUUAGUUGAACCGCUUUACAGAAGGCAUUGUCGUAUUGCACCAAAGAUAAUAGGCAAACCAAUCCCACCUCUAAUAUCCAACCUUGCACCAUCACCUUGCAAGACUUUUGAGGAUAUGAAAGAAACAGUUAUACCAGCACUUGUACUGCUUGGACCAUCUCUUCAUUAUGACCCUAUUUUAAUGUAUAAAAUAAUUCGUAUUCUACGAACAGCACGAACAUUAGUAGAAGACCCACUACAUCAUGAAGCAUUAACGGUAUUAGAUACUGCCAUACUUCCAGCGCUAACCUUAAUGGAAGGUAACUGUUGCAUGGCUGAAGAAGUUUACACUUUGCUGAAGUUAUAUCCAUACCAAUGCAGAUAUUGCCUAUAUGCUCGCUGGAAGAAUGAAUCUGGUGAGAAAAUUCCGUCGUUGAUGCGCGUUCGCGGUAACUCCUUACAACGUAUCAAGCACAUUAUGAAACGCGUUUCUAAGGAAAACAUUAAACCUCAGGGUCGUCUUAUUGGAAAACUGUCGCAUGCGGCGUCCGCUUUCUUGUUCGACUACAUGCUUUUGCAGAUCCAAACGUACGACAACCUGAUCGGGCCCGUGGUGGAGUCGCUGAAGUACCUGACGUCGCUGUCGCUGGACGUGCUGGGCUACUGCCUGGUGGAGGCGUUGGCGGCGCGGCGCGGCACGGCGGGCGCGGCGCACCCGCCGGCGCUGCAGGCGCUCGCCGCCUUCGCCGCCGCGGCCUUUAAGAAGCACAACAUCGAGCUCACCGCGCUCCUACAGUUCGUUGCGAAUCGCUUGAAAGCACAACAAAGUCACGAUCUACUGAUUCUCAAAGAGAUAGUACAAAAGAUGGCAGGUAUAGAAGCUGCCGAGGAAAUUACACCUGAACAAUUAGAUGCCAUGGCUGGUGGAGAACUAUUAAAAGGAGAGGCGGGCUAUUUUUCACAAGUUAGAAAUACUAGACGAUCUUCUGCUAGAUUAAAGGAGGCCGUUGUUGGAAAUAAUCUUGAUAUUGCGCUUUGUAUCUUAUCCGCACAACAAAGGCAUUGCUGUGUUUGGAAAGAAUAUGCAGAAGAUAGUCCCAGUUCUGGUGAGCCGCCAGGCUCGCAACUUAAAGUAGUGGGUCGUCUUGCUGACCAGUGUCAAGAUGCACUUGUACAGUUAGGUACCUUUCUGGCUUCCUCGCAUGCUCCUGAUGAGUAUGCGGCUAGACUUCCUCCCCUUCAGGAAUUGUUACGAGAUUACCAUGUAGAUGCUGAUGUGGCUUUCUUCCUGCAUCGUCCAGUACUAGCUCAGAAAAUUGCAGCAAAAGCAGAAGCAUUGAGAAAAGGUUCUGAUAGUAAAAGUGAAUCAAUGGAAAAAAGUAUAGAAAAAUAUAACAUUGCAUCCAGAGAGGCGUUGGAGCCAGUUGUGACUUCAAUAACUCCUUUAUUGCCUACUAAAGUAUGGGAAGAUAUCUCGCCUGAAUUUUAUGUUACUUUUUGGUCUUUAUCGAUGUACGAUCUUCGAGUUCCAGUAGAGAGCUACGAAAGGGAAAUAGAUCGUUUGAAAACUGCUGCCUCGAAUGCUGCCAAAGACACAUCGCAGGGAACAAAAGGAAAGAAGGAACAGGAACGCUUCAACACUCUCAUUGAUAAACUACAGGAGGAGCGGCGGCGCCAGGAGGAGCACGUGUCGCGAGUGCGCGCGCGCCUGCAGCGCGAGUGCGGCGGCUGGUUCCCCGCGCGCGCCGCCAAGUCCGCCAAGAACGAGACCGUGACGCGCCUCAUGCAGCUGUGCCUGUUCCCGCGUUGCGUGUUCACGGCGCCCGACGCGCUGUACUGCGCCGAAUUCGUGCACACCGUGCACGCGCUCAAGACGCCCAACUUCUCCACGCUGCUGUGCUACGACAGGCUGUUCUGCGACAUCACGUACUCCGUGAUGUCGUGCACGGAGGGCGAGGCGGCGCGCUACGGCCAGUUCCUGUGCCGCGUGCUGCGCACGGCCAUGCGCUGGCACGCCGACCGCGCCGCCUUCCACAGCGAGUGCGCGCACUACCCCGGCUUCGUCACCAAGUACCGCGUCUCCAACCAGUUCACCGAGGCCAACGACCACGUCGGAUACGAGAACUACAGGCACGUGUGUCACAAGUGGCAUUACAAGAUCACGAAGGCCAUGGUGGUGUGCUUGGACUCGGGCGACUACGUGCAGAUUCGUAACGCGCUUAUCGUACUGAUCCGCAUCCUGCCGCACUUCCCCGUGCUCGCUAAACUCGCGCAGAUCAUCGAGAAGAAAGUCGAGAAGGUUAAAGAAGAAGAGAAAACGCAAAGACAGGACUUAUAUGUUCUUGCAACCGGCUACAGUGGCCAGCUACGAAACAAAGUUCCUAUGAUGAAAGAGAGUGAUUUCCACCAGAUCGUCAACUUGCAGGCGAGCGCGACGGGUGCGGCGGGUGCGGGUGCGGGCGCGGCGGGCGCGGGGGGAGCGGGCGCGGGCGGCGCGGCGCGCGACGACGCGCCCAAGCUGCGCGACGACGAGCUGCAGCCCGCCGAUGUGGAAAAAAAAGAGCCGAGGACGAGUGAUAGACGUCGCGAUGAUUCGGACCGUGAGAAGGAAUCCAAACGUGAAUCGAGAUCGUCUUUGAAGGAGAGAAACAAAGAGGAAAUAAGAAGUAAAGAUAGAUCUCCAAGAGAUAGAUCACACAGAGAGGAACGUUAUUUAGAGUCCGUUUCACCACCUCAUGAUCACCGUCAUCCACCCGAUGACAUAGAUCGAGAUGUGAAACGCCGUAAAGUUGAAAGCAGCGGCAAUGGCAAGGGUAGCAAAGAAAUAGAAGAGCGGUCACCAGAGAAGGAAAAGAGAAAGGCUAAACUAAGAGGGGAUGAAAGGAAAGAGCGUAAGAUGAGUCGAAAGCGGGAUCGAGCUGAAGAUUCAACUAUUUUAGAACAAAAGAGACGUCGUGACGAACAAAAAGCUGUUGCCAAGAUUAGCAGUCAUCAAAAUGGCUCUCAAGAAGAUCAUCACUACGAAAAAUACCACAAAAGGGAGAAGUCACCUUUUAGAGAUCGUUCACACGAAGAGCCAAGAGACAAACAUAGGCGGUCCAACGAGUCGAAAAUUAGAAGAUAAGCAAUUUUGAACAUACUAACAAGUGAAGAAAAUAAAUUUUAUUUCGAAAUUUAAUUUUGAAUCUUGUUGGGAUUUGACAAACAGUAUGUGUUUAUAGUACUGUAAUAAAAUAGUACUUGGAA
Messenger RNA from Nymphalis io (European peacock), 4477 nucleotides. It is a transcript of the gene tho2, whose product is annotated as THO complex subunit 2. The transcript is spliced from 29 exons. Gene Ontology annotation, molecular function: mRNA binding. The coding region runs from base 90 to 4355 and encodes 1421 amino acids. The record is from RefSeq and is a predicted model, not a curated record. Lineage: Eukaryota; Metazoa; Arthropoda; Insecta; Lepidoptera; Nymphalidae. Gene Ontology annotation, cellular component: THO complex part of transcription export complex. Gene Ontology annotation, biological process: mRNA processing; mRNA export from nucleus.